This is a messenger RNA of Chaetomium globosum CBS 148.51, 738 nucleotides long. RefSeq lists its product as uncharacterized. The record is from RefSeq and is a predicted model, not a curated record. NCBI's taxonomy places the organism in Eukaryota, Fungi, Ascomycota, Sordariomycetes, Sordariales, Chaetomiaceae. Gene Ontology annotation, biological process: peptidyl-proline hydroxylation to 4-hydroxy-L-proline. Gene Ontology annotation, cellular component: endoplasmic reticulum. The transcript is spliced from 3 exons. The coding region runs from base 1 to 738 and encodes 245 amino acids. Gene Ontology annotation, molecular function: iron ion binding; L-ascorbic acid binding; procollagen-proline 4-dioxygenase activity.
AUGUUCAACUACCUCCUCGCCCUCAUCCCAAUCCUCCUCUUCUUCGCCAACCCCAUCUCCCAGUUAUUUGCACCCUCCACACCCCGGAUCCACCGCCUUCCACGUCCACAACUAAACGAAGACCUCCUGGCUCUCGAGGAACCUUCCAACUACACGUGCCCUCCCCACCCCUACAUAGUCCAUGUCGUCUCCCGCGCGCCCCUGGUCCUCUACAUUGAAGACUUUCUCAGCUUGGAAGAACGUCGGCAUUUACUAGAGAUAAGCACCCCCCUCUACACCCCUUCCACCAUCACCCACAACGCCGGCCAAUCCCUCUCGCACACCCCCUCCGUGCGCGACUCCGAGGUCGCGCUCGUGCCGCGGACCGACGCCGUGCGGUGCAUCGAGGAGCGGGCGCGCGCGGUGCAGGGGUGGCGGCGCGAGGCGUGGAUCGAGCGGCUGCGGGUGCAGCGCUACGGGGUCGGCGGGCAUUAUGCGCACCAUUUUGAUUGGAGUUCGGGGAGGGGCGGCUGGGGGCGGUGCGCUUCUGGGGAGGAGCAUCGGGGGGGGAAGGGCGGAGAGGAUGAUGGGAAGAAGGGGGUGGUGUUCAGGGUUGCGCCGGGGAACGCGGUGUAUUGGGAGAACUUCAUGGCGGAUGGGAGCGGGAGAGGCUAUGAAGAGACCUGGCAUGCGGGUCUGCCCGUGAUAAAGGGGGUCAAGGUCGGAUUGAAUAUCUGGACUUGGGGCAGGAUUGAGUAA